AUGGCCGGGCAAGCCGUGCUUCUUAUGUUGUUUCUGGGUUUGUUUCGGUACUUCUUCAUGACAUCGUCACCGGGCACUCGUGCUCAGCAGCAAGCAGACCUGCUCCAGCGCGUGCAUGCUGUACGCACAUCCAUGGACAUGCGCAGUCAUGUGCCUCCCUAUGCGCGUGUGCCGUAUGAGCAAGGCGUCCAGGCAUGUGUGCAGGAUCUACUUUCACAAGUGCGGUACGAUCCAUCUGAGCACGCGCCCGAGUCUCUCGACUGGCUCAACGUCCUUGUAGCGCAGCUCCUCAUGAGCUACCGCAUGAGCAUCCUCAAUGCAGGCAUGUGCGCUGGGAGGAACGAGGACAUGGAUGAACCAGCCCUCCCGUCCACGGCCAAUGCAGAAAAGACCGCCGCGAAGCUAGCCUUGGAACGUGUGCUGAACGAAGCUAUGCAGGGACGCGCGACGAAGCAUUUUCUCGAUAGGCUGGUCGUGACUGACAUCGACAUGGGAUGCCGCUAUCCGACAUUCUCACACGCUCGUGUGCGUCCCGCACUGCAUGCAAAAAGCACACUUGUGGAAAUUGACUUUGAGUACAUGGAUGCACUUACACUCGGCAUUGAUACGCGCAUGUGGCUUCACUUUCCGCAGUGGCGCUUUGGCUCUCUUGCAGCGAAUUUGUGCAUGCGUGUUGAGCGGUUCGCCGGCACGCUCGUGCUCGAGAUCGGAACGCUCCCUGAACCUACGCCGGUCCAGGCACGAGUGUGUUUGCAUCCGAAUUUUGUGCUAGACGCCCAUCUGUCGACGAUUCUGGGCUCGAAAAGCAAGCUGCAGGACGUGCCAAAGAUCGAGGAGCUGUUUUUGGCUCGUCUCCGCUCGUGGCUUGAGCACAACGUUGUGUGGCCACAUUUCUGGCACAUACCCCUACCGGGCAUCGGCACGAGUCCGGCUGAUCCUCUAGCCUGA
This is a messenger RNA of Malassezia globosa CBS 7966, 948 nucleotides long. RefSeq lists its product as uncharacterized. Lineage: Eukaryota; Fungi; Basidiomycota; Malasseziomycetes; Malasseziales; Malasseziaceae. Gene Ontology annotation, molecular function: lipid binding. Gene Ontology annotation, cellular component: ERMES complex; endoplasmic reticulum. The coding region runs from base 1 to 948 and encodes 315 amino acids. Gene Ontology annotation, biological process: phospholipid transport. The transcript has a single exon. The record is from RefSeq and is a predicted model, not a curated record.